UGCGUGUUUCGAGUUUAUGAUGAUGAUGAUGGCGAGUUCUUGAGCCUCUUUCUUACCUUCUUUCUGUCUCUCUACUAGUUUAUUUGAUUCAGUUAGUGUGACGGAGAGGGAUGAGUAAAGAUGGGUCGGUUAAGACUUGCUAAGUUGCCCUAUCUUGUUGUUCUGUUCCUUUAUAUCGGGAGACUAGUGGCCAUUGUACACAGUCAAAACGAGGACACUCAACAAGAUGAAGGUGGUGUUGUAAAUUCUAGAUGUUCACAUUUGAAUUCUAAAAGAAAUUGUUUUCUCGACGAUACAGAAUUUGACAGAUUAUCUUCUCUAUUAUCAAAGACAGAUAGUAUUUCUGAGACGAGUGACAUUCUCUCAGACCUUCCCUCGGCAGUCCCAGUCACGUUUGAUCCGCCUGCUCUUGAUUUCAAGGACCAGUCAGUGGGUAUGCCUGUCCUCCACACUGUUACUUUAACUAAUCCAACGAACUCUCUUACACUUCAACUCAUCUCAAUAUCAGGAACCCUCCCCGAGUUUCAUUCAUCUUUCUUUAUCGACAAAGUUUUAAGACCAGGCGAAACAACCUCUUUUGACGUCAUGUUCUUACCGCGAGUCCCUGGGGACCUUGAAGAUAUAAUCAUCAUACACUCAUCUCUUGGGAUCUUUGAGUAUAAGGUGAGAGGUGUAGGUGUGGCCAGUUUAUUUCGUUUACGGAGCCUGAGAGGAGCCCGUAUCCCUCUCAAUGCAACCUACCAACCUCUCAUAUCAAUAUAUAACCCUUUCACUGUACCACUCCAGAUAGUAGAGGUCUAUUCCUCCAGUCAGUUUAUUCACAUUGAGAUGUUGAGUGGUGCUGAUGAAGGGAAUAAAACUGCAUGGGGUAUCAGACCUUUUGAGACUAAGACAAUAGCUCGUGUCAAUUUCCACGGAGAGUCAAUAGACAAUUUCACUUCUUUUAUAAGAAUAAAAUCAAACCAUUCGUCUGAGCCAUCAAUUGUACUACCUUUUGAAGUUGAGGUUUGCCAAGCUCAUGGAUUAUUUCUUUCUCGUGAAUAUCUUGAUUUUGGAGUUGUUCGGACUGGAGCUGAAACUAAACUCUGGCUCUAUAUGUUGAAUGCUGGUCCAUAUACUGUGGAACUGAAGUCAAUGACAUUGCCAGAUGAUCUUCCAAUUGUUGUUAAUUUCACUAACAUUUCACUCAAACCUGGUCUGAAGUAUAUCCGUGUUGCUUCAUUGUCAUUUUUUGUAAAUUCAACUACCCCCGGGGGUAAAAGUACCGGAAUUAUAAAGAUAUGGGGGGAAGACCACACCUCUUUUUAUCACGUACAAGUUCCUUAUGAGGCUCAUAUUAUGAAAGGAUCCUUGGAUUAUGAUGCUGAGGCAAUGCUGUUUCGUGUUGAUGCUCCUCCAUUUUACCCAAUCAUACGCAACCUGACACUCACGAACCUUUUUGAAGACCCUGUUGUUAUUUAUUCCGCUAAACUAAGUUCUAAAGUACAGAACUGGUUCACUAUAUUAUCAUUCUCAUCUCCAUACGUAUUACCGCCUGAUGGUGCCCCUCAUACAGUUCUGGUCCUCAAGUUCAAGCCCCAGUCUUCAGACUGUCUCUUCAACACCACUCUCAGACUAUCAACCAACAUGUCAUUUUUUAACAUACCACUCCAGUGCUAUGAUGGGAGACUAGACUAUACUUUUGAGGACACUGACACUGAUGCUCUUGAGUUCGGUGUCCUCACGGACCAGGAAAGAGUUAAUAAAAUAUUCACAAUUACUAAUAAUAACCCGGUCAAAGUUGCUAUUAAUAGUAUAACAGUGCAAGAAGGCAGUAAUAUACCAGGUGUUAGUGUUGAUGCUAUUUUAUUUCCACCUCAUGAACCGAAGACAAGAACUCCGCCCAUUUUAAUGGAAGGAUUACGAAGGGGCCGAUACCCACCUCAACACGUACUGAAGCCAGGCCAGUUUGUUGUUUAUCGUGUUAAUGUUACCUGUCCAAAGAGGGCGGGGUCUUAUACUGGGGAGAUACUGAUCCACUCAUCUCUUGGGAAGGUUACUCCUGUUCCAAUAAAUUAUGUUGCGGUAAAAGGUGAAUUGACUUUUAUUCCAAACUUAAUCAAAUUUCUUCCUUCAUACCCUUGUUUAUGUUCUGUUGUUCGUCUAAGUAUAAAGAACUCGUUUACUAAACCAGUCAAACUGGUUUCACUAGUUCUGGAACCAGUUAAUAACAGUUCACUGCCAUUGAUACUACCUGAUACUCUACCUGUCCUGAAGCCAAGCACUACAACACUGAUUGGUGAGGUCAGAUUAGAUCCAUUUUCUGUUUUUGAUAAGAAGAAGCUUACAAGAAUCAAUUUAAAUUGUACGUCUUUAAUGAGUGGUCAAAGGGUUAAAAAUGAUUAUUCCCUUAUAAGGGAGUACGCACAUUUAAACUCACUUUGGAGUGUGUGGGUGGACCUCCUGCAACAGUCGUCAAGUUUACUUAAUAUUAAUUUUAAUAUUCAGUUAUUCUAUAACGUAACCAUGGCAACAGCCGGUGAUAGACAGGAAGUGACGAGUGUCCGGGGGGAGGGGUCACUUGUCUGGCCGCGGAUUGCAUCAUCUCAUACAGUCUCAUUCCCUUUAACACUGAUUGGAAACCAUACUGAAAUGAAGUUGCUAUUGCGCAAUCCUUCGCCCCACCCCCUAUACAUUCAGCCGUUAUUAUUGUCAUCGGAUCAUUCUGAGUCCUCUCAUAAGCUCUUUACACUUUUAUCGGAGAUUUAUAAACUAAAACCCUUCGCUAGUAAUUUCAGUAAAAAUUCAUUUAGUAUAUUGAGACCGGAACCAGUAAAGGGACCUGUAUUAGACCCCUUGGAUUUAAUAUUACCUCCGAGGGGGACUGGAACCUUGACUAUACGUUAUAAUCCUAUGCAAGAAUAUAACAGCAAUAAUAAUGAUAAUGAUAUAUUGCUACUGAAGAACAACCUCACUGUGUUGGACCCUGUGGUGCUAAAGGGAUCCUCUAGCCGUGGGUUCAUAACUAUUGAUGGGGUUCACCCUAGCAACGGUAACCAAGGGGGAGCCCUCCUAUUUGAAUUCACCCAAUCAAUGCUGGAAGGAUACAUCAAUGGGAUGGAAUGUGGUAUGUCCACUACUGAUCUCCUCACUCAUUGGAAGCUGUUUCAUGUUCGUAAUUCUGGCCCCGCCCCCAUCACCAUCAACAGAAUAAGUAUAGGACCUAAUGGUGGUUGCCAAGGAAACGGUUUUAAAGUAUCUAAUUGUAAGAAGCAGUUCAUCAUAUAUCCGAACAAAACACGAAAUAUUGAAAUAAGCUGCUCUCCUGACUUCACUGUCUCUCGUAUCACGUCUCCCCUGGUCCUUCAUUCAUCUAAAGGUUCUCAGGUUGAGUUCCUCCUCUCUGCUGUACUACCUCACCACAUGCUCUCGCUGUGUUACAUGGCCACACCUCCUACAGACCUAGAGUACAUGACGGCCUACCUAUCGGUCCCACUCUGGAUCAUAGCACUGCUCAUAAUGAUCAUAGUCACUGUACUACAGGUGAAGUGGCACACUAGUAAACUAUUGCAGCCUGUGGUUACUAGGGAGACAUUGGUUGUUAAGGAUGUUCCUAUUCAGCCCACUGGUGGUAAACUCUUCAGUUUCUCUGACAUUAAGAAAAUGACCAGCAAUAUAUCACUACCAAUAGCCACACCCAGCCAGCACCAGUCAGUGAAAAGACCAAUAGAAAGUGUCAUAUUCAGUGCUACUUCCAGUAGUGUCUCUUCUCUUUCAUUAUCAUCGGCCAUUAGUCCAGUGACCCUUUCACCUUUAGCCACUGCUACCUCAUCUACUGUACCAUCAUCUACCGUACCAUUGUCCACUGUUCCAUCGUCCACUGUACUGUCAGUACAUUAUGCCUCUAAACAGGAUCAGUCUGUUACUGAUUAUGAAACUGGAAUGAGACACCAAACACCUGCUACCGUUACAUGUACCACUAAACCUGACCGCACCUCCUCAACAGACUUGAGGUCACGCCCACCAGACCCCAACGUCAAGAAAGUGAAGCCGAUUCAGCGUAAGCCUUGUAAGAGUGUGACUUUGGAAAGAGGUAUGACACCUAUUGACGAUAAAGUUGAUGAGCUGUUAGUUAGAAAGGAAUCAGACGAGAGUUUACCAAAUUCUGAUGACACCAGUAGCGGAGGUAGUGUGGGCGGGUCUGUGGGUGGAGCCAGUGAGGACUUCUCUCCAGUUGAAGAACACCCUGGAGCUAAAAGGAAGACUAAACCACACCCACAAUUGCCUAAGCCCCAGUUUUCUAAGCCACACCCAUCAUACACUAAGGAACCUCUCACAGGACAAACCAUUGAAGUGAAGGAGGAGCCACAGACUGACGAGGACCUGACCACACCCACCAUUGAACUGACCACACCCCCUCACUUGAUUAAAGCCGCAAAGAGUAAAAAGAAACAGAAACAAUUGAAGAAAGAAGAUAAGCUAACCAGGAGGAGGCAGAGAGAGAGUCCUACUGUUACUAAUAAUAGUAACACUAUUGUUACUAAUAAUAGUAACGGUGUGUCUAAUAAUAGUAGCAGUAUUGUUACUAAUAAUAGUAACGGGACUGGUUUGAGAUCUAAAAGGUUUCACGGUUCUCAAGAAUCUCUCGAUAAAGAAUCAGUUGCCUCAAACUCAACCAAUUCAACUGAUAAUAACGACGAGGAACAGACUCCACCCACUCAAGAGGAAAUCCCGCCCACUCAAGAAGAGGCUCCACCCACUCAAUUGGAGACUAAAGAAUUGGAACAACACCAUAAUGACCCAAUGGCUAAUGAUAACAGAAGGGGAGGGUUUAUAUCAGAGCAACCUAUAGUACCAGUUACAGAUAUUGAAACUGAUCCUUCUCCUCCUGAUCCUGUUCUUGAGGUUGAGCCUCCACUGAAGGAGUCCAGUCCUAAGCCACGCCCUCAGAAACUAGAGCUAUCUCAAGAGGGCGGAGCCGAGGAUAUUAAAAGUGCUGAUUCAGGACCAUCGUCAGUUGAAACUGAUGGCACUACAAGGGGAGAGAGAGAGGGCGGAAUUGUUAAUAAUAAUGAGAAACAGCAGAGAAAGGAUCCACAUGAACUAGCAGCUUCAUUACUUCAAUCAAAUAAAGAAAAGAUAAUAGUUCGACGAGUUGUGAGUAACGAUGAAGGAGGAGAGAAGGGAAGCAAAAAGACAGAGCCAGUUGUGACUAGUCCUUCAAAAGAUAGGAAGAAGCAUAGCACAGGAGGAGAAGAGAAGAGAUCCAAUCCUUCCCCUUCGUCACUAUCUCACGAUGCCACUCCCUUUUACCCAGGGUUCAACCCACACCAUCACCAGUUCCCUCACCCACACCAUGUGCCACUAGGGAGGCCACACCUGCCUCAGCCACGCCCACCACCUCCUCAUCACAUCCUGCCCCCGUAUGAUUACCCUCCACCCCCUGGCCCUCACAUGCACUAUCACCCAAUCAGUGAGGAGGGUCCAUAUCCUGAUAGACAUUACGAGUCUGUCGUUAACAGGAAACACGUCAAGCAUAACAAGCAGUUUCAUUUACCGUUACCUGCCGGAGGGACCCCCCCUGGGGUUACACCUCCUCCUCCAUAUUACGGACCGGGUCCUUAUAGAGAGAUGACUCCGCCCCACAUGUAUGAUGAAAGAAUUAGGCCACACCCCCCAAUGGAUCAUUAUUAUGAUGAUUAUUAUCACGGAAUGAAGCAUAGAAAUGAAAUGGGGCGGGGUCCUCCCGGGGCUCCGCCUCCUGGUUGGAGACCAAAGAGGUCGUCAUUUGAGUCUCUGCCCAUUUCUCAUGUAAAACCACCUGGCCCUGACGAAUAUGAACAUGUACCACCAUACGAGGAACAACCUAUGAUGAGGAGUUCCUCUCGUUUCCAUGGUUACCAUCAUAUGGAUAAUAUUGACCCCGUCCCUCAUCAUGAUUCUUAUUCUAUUUCUCGUUUGAGAGACGGGGGCGUGGUCCCUUCAUACCCUGUUCAUCAUGAUGACGUGAAACUACUAGCUAACAAGAGAAUGGCUGAGGGGGGAGGGCCCAAGAUGGGAGGGGCCAACUCAGGUACAUCACUAUCUUUACUUUUGUCUCAGUCCUCAUCUAGUGGGUGGAGCUCCUCUCUAAACCGCGCCCCCGGGACAAUACCUUCUAAUAAUCAAUACUCGAAGAUACCCUCAACACAAUAUGGAGGAGAAAGAAACUGGAUGAUAGAUGAAAAUGAAAAAGACGUAUUGACAAGGUUUGGUCCUGAUUCUAGUGACACUAGCACUUGUCAGCGUCUCUGGUCCCUCAACUCUCCAUUGUCCAAUGCCCUGGAGGAGCAGCGGCUCCAAACAGCUACCCAACUAGCAGCUGCUCCCUCUCCUCCUCCUCCUCCUCUCUUCUCUUCAGGAGAUAAUUACGAUCCUUUUGACAACUCUCUGUCAAGCAUAUGGAGCUUUGGUAACCGUGGUAAUGCAAAUAGGGGAGGAGCGUUACUAUGGGAUACGGAAUCCGAUGACUAGUACAUGUACAUGUCAUCAACUGUGCAUUUUUCAUUUUAAUAACUGAUCAUUAAUAACUAGUUGAUUAACUAGUUAUUAAUAACUGAUUAUUGGUUUGUUCUAAUUGGACACGAUUUGAGAUUACUUGACAUUAUUAAUAGUUAUUAAUAGUUAUUAGUAGUUAUUAAUAAUCUACAUGUAAUAUUAUAAUGAUGAUAAUUAUAGCCUGUAGUUUUUAUCAUUAUUAUUAUUAUUAUUUUGGCAGACCUAUACUUUUGGUAUUGAGUCUUUCUCAUUCUUCUCUAGUUAUUAAUAGUUAUUAAGAGACACUCCAUUUUGUUUUUAUUGAAACGUGUGCUGGAGAGAAAUCAGUUAUUUUAAUUUAA
Messenger RNA from Amphimedon queenslandica, 6857 nucleotides. Its product is annotated as transmembrane protein 131-like. Gene Ontology annotation, cellular component: membrane. The transcript has 28 exons. The record is from RefSeq and is a predicted model, not a curated record. NCBI's taxonomy places the organism in Eukaryota, Metazoa, Porifera, Demospongiae, Haplosclerida, Niphatidae. Bases 121 to 6492 code for a protein of 2123 amino acids.